This is a messenger RNA of Cyprinus carpio (common carp), 508 nucleotides long. RefSeq names its product anaphase-promoting complex subunit CDC26-like. Lineage: Eukaryota; Metazoa; Chordata; Actinopteri; Cypriniformes; Cyprinidae. Gene Ontology annotation, cellular component: anaphase-promoting complex. Gene Ontology annotation, biological process: protein K11-linked ubiquitination; regulation of mitotic cell cycle; anaphase-promoting complex-dependent catabolic process. The record is from RefSeq and is a predicted model, not a curated record.
CUCUUUUAUUUUCUUUGCGCUUUAACUACAUUUCCCAUGAUUCCCUUCCUAACUUCCGACGGAUAUAAAGCGUGUGUGAUUGCGGCAUCGAGACCCGGGGAUGUGAGGAUGCUGCGCAGGAAACCCACGCGCCUGGAGCUGAAGCUGGAUGACACGGAGGAGUUUGAAAGUGUCAAGAAAGAGCUGGAGAGUCGAAAGAAACAGAGGGAUGAGGUGGAUGUAGUUGGUGUCGCCACAUCCAGCGAGAUGAGCGGCGCAUCAGGUGGCGGCACGGACGGGAAGACCAGGGAGCAGAUGAUCCACGAGCGAAUCGGUUACAAACCCCACCCAAAGCCUAACACGUUACCGUCACUUUUUGGGAACCUUCAGUUUUGACAAUGUGCAAACAUGAAAUAGACUGAAAGCACAAGCACUCUGGGUUUGGUUAACUGUGUGUUCGUGAUAACUGAUUACAGAGGACUAUUUUUCUGCUCAAAUAAAUAAAAUCUUGUUAGUUGGAUGUGGAAAA